Dictyostelium discoideum AX4 is the source of this 1359-nucleotide messenger RNA. RefSeq lists its product as hypothetical. NCBI's taxonomy places the organism in Eukaryota, Evosea, Eumycetozoa, Dictyosteliales, Dictyosteliaceae. Gene Ontology annotation, molecular function: peptidyl-tRNA hydrolase activity. Bases 1 to 1359 code for a protein of 452 amino acids. The transcript has a single exon. The record is from RefSeq and is a predicted model, not a curated record.
AUGAAAUCACUAUUUAUCCUAAGAAAUAAUAAUAAUAGAAAAGGUUUAUUAAAAUUUUAUUCUCCACCCUUGAAUUCAAUUCUAUUAAAUGUGAACAAUAAUAAUAAUAAUAAUAAUAAUAAUUUCAAAAAAUCAAACUAUUGUACCAUCACUCCAAACAUAAUUCAUAAUGAUAAUAAUAAUUUAGCACCACAAUCUUUUAUACCAAUAUCGUCAAUUGAAAAUGAAACUUUAAAAUCACCACACCAACAACACCAACAACAACAACAACAACAACAACAACAACAACAACAACAACAACAACAACAACAACAACAACAACAACAAUCUCAAAAUAAUAUUAUUAAAAAUCAAAAAUUUAUAUCAAUGUUAACAACUAAUAUGAAGACUAUACCAAAAUAUAUACCAAGUAGUCAAUUUAUUAUUGAAAAAACAUUAGAUCCAACAUUAAUUAAAACAUCAGAACCAAGUGAACCAGUUAAAGUAAAGAAUAGAUAUAUUAUUGUUGGUUUAGGUAAUCCUGGUACAGAGUAUGUAAAUACAAGACAUAAUAUUGGUUUCUCUGCAAUCGAUCAUCUUUGUGAAUUACUUGAUUGUAAUUUGGAUCAAAAUGCCAAACAUUCUCUCUACACAACUGUAUAUUUAAAAUUGGAUGAAAAAUUAUCAAGUAAACAAAGAGAAUCAAAUCGUAAUGAAAAAAAGUUAAAUCAUUCAAAACAACUUGAAUUACUUAAAAAUCAAUUUAUUAAACAACAAGAACAAGAAUUAUCAUCAACAUCAACAACUACUACUAAUACUACACAAGAAUCACCUGUAAAUAUUCAACAACAACAACAACAACAACAACAACAACAACAACAACAACAACAACAACAACAACAACAACAAAAAGAAGAAAAAGAAGAAGAAGAAGAAGAAAUUGAUUUAAGUUCAAUUAAAAAACCAAAAAAAGUAAUUAAUCAAGUUAUACUUUUAAAACCAAUGACAUAUAUGAAUGCAAGUGGUAAUCCAUUAAGAACGAUUCAACAGAAAUAUAAUGUACCACUUCAAAAUAUUUUAGUAUUAGUUGAUGAUAUUUCCACAGAUAUUGGUGUAAUUAAAAUGAGAACUAAAGGUGGUAGCGCAGGUCAAAAAGGUAUUGAGAGUGUUAUCUCUCGUUUAGGUACUGAAAAGUUUUCACGUAUAAAAUUUGGUGUUGGUGUUCCAAAUGCUGGUGAAAUUCGUUCAAACUUUGUUUUAAAGAAAUUCUCACGUGAAAAGGAACAUUUAUUAAAAGAAUCAAUUGAUAAAGCUUCUCGUUAUUCUAUUAUGUGGUUAGAAAAAGGUUCUGAUUUUACAAUGAAUUUAAUUAAUAAAUAA